Molecule: messenger RNA, 4343 nt
Organism: Dreissena polymorpha
Lineage: Eukaryota; Metazoa; Mollusca; Bivalvia; Myida; Dreissenidae
Exons: 5
Coding region: 151-4266 (1371 amino acids)
Biological process (GO): negative regulation of intrinsic apoptotic signaling pathway in response to DNA damage
Cellular component (GO): cytoplasm; nucleus
Source: RefSeq, a predicted model, not a curated record
ACUCAGAAUUUAAAACUUUACGACUAACAAAGAGCGGUAACUUCAAACUGUAAAAUUUUUAAACAAAACGGUAAAUAAACAUUCCUUAAAAACGUAUCCUAAAAUGUAAACAAUUUGCUUUAUACAUGUAUAUGAAGGCGGUUACUUUCCAUGAAAAAAGCAGUUAUCAGUUGCAAGUCCCAGCAGCCUGGAGGCCUGCAUGAAAGAAUGGCCGCUGACCAUGUGCUACUGUUAGCCAGAGUCAUUGAUGUACUAGACAGCAUCAUAGCUUACCCUAGCUGCAAUCUCUGCUACACCAAGCUCCUCAUAGAUCCCACUACUUCCAGAUACCACUGCAUGAAGUGCUAUUCUAGCCAGGUGAAGUGUAGGGUGCAGUGGCGUUACAGACUGGUUCUAUCUGUGUCGGACGGAUGUGUAGUGGGCUCUGUUGUGACCUUCGGGAAAAUGUUGGAACCAUACUUUGGUAAAACUGCAACUGAAUUUAGAAGAAGUCUGGAUGAUCUGGAAGGCUCUGGCUAUCCUGCUAAUGAACUUCUUCAAGAUGCACUCACGCGAACCUUUGUCGGGAAAUGCUUCUACUUCGGAUUCAAAGUUAAUGAAACACCAACGAAGGUGACACUUGGUACAUUAUUUCAAGAAGAUCCAGGUGGUUUCAAUCAGACAGAUUCUGAUGGCAAUGAUUCAGGAAUCUCACACAUUUUAGCUUAUCAAAUGAUAGCCAGCCAAGAUGGUGUCUAUGCAACAGUGACCGACCACAUGAGACUACUUGUUAAACAGCUACGACAUGGAUAUGAGGAGACCCCAAGAAGUGACCAACAAAACCGACUCAAAAGCAUUUAUGCAAGGUCAUGUAAAUCAUUACUGACUGAGUCUCAUUUAAGCUGUUAUGGUUCGUUCAUUGGUCAACAUUCUGUAGAAUUAAGCUGUGACCACUGUCAGGAAGUCUCUAAUAACGGAAGUGUUACGAAGUGCUUGUUAAAUUCAGAUCAUAGUAAAACCUCCUCAGAGUUAGGAAAUCUUGAUCGAAAUGAACAAUCAACAACAUCAGAGUUAGGCAUCCAACCAGAAGAUGAGAAACAUGUCAGUGUUGAUGGAAUUACAUUUGAAGAUAGUUCUGGUUGUAAUAGUUUUAGUAAUAUAUCAGAUGUGAUUCCUAACGAAUUUCAAGAAACACUUUGUGAAAAUGUCAUUGAAAAGAAAAUUGGAUUUUCUGAUACUAACAAUGAUAUUUCAAACACAAGUAGGAGAAUUGAUAGAGAGCUGCAGAGACGCCAUGUGUUCCACACUUUGACACAUAAUCCCCCACAACUGUGCACAAUGAUUCCUAGAAACCAGAUUGAAACCAACAACCAAGUUAACAAUAACCAUAUCAAAGGGCCGGAAUGUGAAAUUUCGUGUAGAAAUGACCAUAAUAAUUUGUUUAUGCCCGAGUCUGAAGGUAUGCAGUUAUUCUUUGAAUCACAAUGUGAUGGUAUUGAUUUCUCUAAUGAUGACUCUGGUCAGUACAUUACAACUGAAAAGGUUUUUAUAAACUGUUACACAUCUAAAAAUACUCUGGGUUCUGAAUAUUUAAAUAAUGGCAAUUCUAUAACAUGUCACUCAGAACAUUCUUUAGGUAAUGUGUCUUUUAAACGGAAUCAAAUUAGCGGAACAGGUAUUCAUGGGGAUCCUGGAAUUGAUUUAAGACCUCUGCCUAACUCAGUAAAAUGUGUGAAUUCAAUGGACAAAGUAAAUCAGAAUGUUGCAACAGCAUCGACGUUGUUGCCAGAAUCAGAACCGUUAGAAGAUUUCUUAAGUUCUUUUCAGGGAUUUUCAAUGUCAAUGACAGAGAUUGUGAACAUAGAAACAGUUAAAUCAAAUUGCAAUUUAUCAUAUGCUAAUUUCGAUAACAGCAGGGAUACAAGUCAUAAUGAAGGUGCUUAUUUUCACAGUGAAAUAGAGAAACAAAGGCAUACAUUUUCUAACAAUAUGUAUGAAUUAAGGACAGACCAAAUAUCAAGUAUGGUAAGUAUCUGUGGUCAUGAUGUCAAUGAUGAAGGAAAUACGAAAAGAAAGGAUUCCAAAAGUGAAGACGGUCAAAAACACAAUAUGUUCAAUACUGCAGAGUUUUCUGCUGGUGACUUUGAAACACAAGAUCUGGAGUUGUUUUUAGAUAACAUUAUUGCAACUCAAACAGAUGCCAAAUGUACUGAAAACAAUGAUGAAAAUACUAAGACUGCUUCUGUGCACUUGAGUGAACCUUGUGAAGGGGUAUUACAAACUCGCACUACUGAAAGUUUCACCUGUACGUUUAAUGUAACAGAUUUGGAUACAGAGCUUGAACAAUUUAUGAAAAGUGUGUUUACAAAAGAAGACGAUCAGAUGAAAACAAACUCAAUGGAAGAACAUAACCAUGAACAGGCGUUGAACGAAUUUGUUCGAAAUGAAGAUAUAAGCAAACCUUGUUGUAAUGAGUCAUUAUUGUUUUCACAUAGUUUUGUUGAGUCUGACCUGAUAUCAGAGUGUAAUGAAAUAAAUUUGCCUAUGAAAAACACCGAACAAAAUUAUGAAGUAUGCGCAGCAUGCAACUAUCAUGAUUCAGACAGAUACGUGGAAGACAUCAUUAACAAGUCGCGUCCAACAAAUGAAAUUUAUGAAAGCAAAUAUGAUGAUGGUGAAUCAAAAAACGAUAUUAUCACCAUUAACUUUGAGAAAGAAAUGGUAGAAGAAUUUGCCAAAGUCUCACAAAGCCCUUGUACCAACAUAAAAAUAUUGUGUGAAAAUGUAACUGCCAAACCGAAUGAAAGGCACUGUGUUUCGGGAGGCCAUAGCUGGCUAGAGGGCUCCGACAGUUUAAGUAUCACAAGCAAUGAUAUCCAUACAGGUGUUUGUACACAAUUACCGCUAGAAAGCAUACAUCAUUUCAGAUUGAGUGCCAAAAAGACACGUGAUGAAGAGAAUUAUCACGAUUAUGUUUCGAAUGACAGAGAAUGUUGUCUGUUGGAAAAAAGUGAUAUCAGAUAUACAAAUGAUAACCAGUCGGGUGAUUUGUUCGACGUUAGUAAUAAACAUGAAGAAACAAUAGACAUUUCAAAUACUCCUGAACAUUUAGGUAAACAGUCUUAUAGAAGUAAAGUGAUUGACCUUUUCUGUAGCCCAGAAAUGUGUUCAGAGGGAAAAGAAAGUAUGAAUGACACGACAAGUGUGUGUACGAAACCAUGUUAUUCCACACCUCUCGUUAACCAUACAUUGAAUUUUGAUACACCGGGACUUGAUCAGUGCAUUAUUGUUGACAGUCAGGAAGUUUCUCCACUCCAGGAGCACUCAAAUGAACAACUCGAAGCAAAAGACCGAAAUUUUCAUUUAGAUGUUUUAGAUAGAGAAUUACAUGCAUCAAAAUGUGGUACUCCCGGACUCGAUGCGGCAAUGAUUGUUGAAAGCCAAGAGGUAUUGUCUCAUUCAUCAAAUGAAAAAAAAGAAUCACAUUUAUACUCCAGAAAAGUGAGGUUUGACAAACGAUUGCAAAGGGUAAGCUCAUGUCAUCUUAUUGAUAUAAAGAUGCAAUUGAACAUCAGUCCUUCAACACAAGCAAAAACUACGAAAUCAUGUUUAAGGAAAACCAAUGAAAACGACCUCUUUAGCACAAGGGAGUUACUAAAAACAAACGGUUUACAAGAGAGUGACCACUAUGCUGGCAAAUUACAACAUGUAACCGAAGUCACUGAACUGAAUUCAAUGAACGCUUUUGAUAAUGGCAAUACAUGUGCAAGAAACAAUCUGCAUGAAAAUAAUUCAUGUGACAUGUUUGCCUCUUUCGACCUUAGCUUAUCAACACAAAGCAUGGAAUACUCUAAUAAUUUCCAAGAAAAGCGGAAAUGUUUAUUUAAAGAUUCUUUCUUGUGUAAUGAAAGUAAAGUAAAAGAGAGAGAUGUGAUAAAUUCUAUCGGCACAGAAGCUAGUAGAUGUGAUUACAAUGACCUAUCAGCCGAUUUGUUUCGGGACAGUUUAAUCGAUAAUCCCGAUGACCUCUCUUCAAAGAAACAGCAAAAUGAGACUCGUGAUGCAAAAGUUACUGUACAAAACAGUGUUACAACUGAGCGUCAAGUAUUUAAACCUUUAAUAAGUAAUUUACAGACUACAAGUAAAAGUGAUAAGUGUGCCUAUUUGUCGCCAGAUGUAAUUGACGAUAGCCCUUUGUUGGCUGGAAAAAAAGGAGACUUCGGUUUUAUAUUGAAAAGUGUCCCACAUGUUGCUACAACAAUAUUUGGCAGAAAAUUAUUCAUGUAAAAAUAAAAUAUAAUUAUUGCUGAUUUCAAAUCUAAGUGUGGCCUUGAAGACAACUUGAUAUAAAUGUUUUAUUUAUA